Molecule: messenger RNA, 988 nt
Organism: Ficedula albicollis (Collared flycatcher)
Lineage: Eukaryota; Metazoa; Chordata; Aves; Passeriformes; Muscicapidae
Gene: STUM
Product: chromosome 3 open reading frame, human C1orf95
Exons: 4
Coding region: 92-379 (95 amino acids)
Source: RefSeq, a predicted model, not a curated record
CGCGGAGCCCAGCCGGGGCUCGGCCCCUUCCAGCGGCGUGGUGGUGCAGGUCCGGGAGAAGAAGGGCCCCCUGCGCGCCGCCAUCCCCUACAUGCCCUUCCCCGUGGCCGUCAUCUGCCUCUUCCUCAACACCUUCGUGCCGGGGCUGGGCACGUUCGUGUCGGCGUUCACCGUGCUCUGCGGGGCGCGCACCGACCUCCCCGACCGCCACAUGUGCUGCGUCUUCUGGCUCAACAUCGCCGCCGCCCUCAUCCAGAUCCUCACGGCCAUCGUCAUGGUGGGCUGGAUCAUGAGCAUAUUCUGGGGCAUGGACAUGGUCAUCCUGGCAAUCUCACAAGCGGAGCGCAGAUGCAGAGCAGCCGGCGCAGACUUGCACUGAUGGCCCUGAGCAGUGGAGAUGAGGCAAGCACGGCUUGGCUUAGGACUGGUCCCAGCCAGCACCUGGUGGGCGGCCAACGAAGAGGAAGAUGAGGGUGCCGGACAAGGAAACACCCUUGGCAAAGGUGGCACCUGGGCAGGCAGCUGAACCAAGGGAGGGGGAGAUGCUGCUUUCGCUCUGCUCCCAGGGGAGGUUGCUGAAGAUGUUUUGCCUCCUUUUCAUGCUCGCUGUUAAAGGAUGCUGGCUGUGAACAUCAAAUGCCAAGGAGCUAUUCAUAGAUAUAUGUACAGGAUGUAAAAGCAAACCACUGCUACUUUCUUCCCGCCCUGAGAUUCCAUCCGUGACUGCUUUGCAGUAGUGGAGGGUCCAACCCAGCCCCCUCUGCUGUCUGUGUAUAUAUGAUGUUCACUGAAGCUCUGUCCCCAGAGAUGUCCUGAGAAACGUGCUUGCUGUAAAUCGUAUUGUACUGCUGAAAUGACUGGGGCCAUCCCCUGCUUCCAUCUGCUGCCACCAUGCAAAGACCAGAGCUCCCACCAGCCCAGGGGACACUUUUCCUAGCACAGGACUGGUGUCCUGCAGCACCUCACCUCUAGGGCAGCAAAAAAAAAA